Molecule: messenger RNA, 503 nt
Organism: Dissoconium aciculare CBS 342.82
Lineage: Eukaryota; Fungi; Ascomycota; Dothideomycetes; Mycosphaerellales; Dissoconiaceae
Exons: 3
Coding region: 107-373 (88 amino acids)
Source: RefSeq, a predicted model, not a curated record
GCCUUGUAGCUAGCAGUCCAUCACUCGCACACCGAAGAAAAAAGCGGGUCAUCUACGCUGUCCGUAUUCAUUGGAAACCCCCAAUCGCUUUUUCGGCCUGCCAAAUAUGACAGUGCAUGUUGUUGUCUUGUCCUUCAAGACCGGAGGAGUCUCAGCAGCACUUGUCCAAGGCCCGGCGGGUGGACAGAUCGGAGCCUACACUGUGUGCAUGAUGGCACUGUCAUACACCGAUAUCGGCGUGAAUCGAUUCGAAUGCAUCGUAGGGCAGCGUUUGUUCAAGACAUUCCGGCCCGCGCACUUCGCCGAUGACCCUCAAUGGGCUGAAUUACUGUACAGUCGAUACAUCCACGACAUUCCAGCAAUCGAUGGCUAAUGAUCGUACCACUCGAUCGAAAUAUAUAUGUCCUAUGGUGGUCAGCGGUUCAUUACAAGAAAUCAAAGGAUAGCAAGCCUUCGCGGAUCGUGGUAUCUCUGCGCGGUAGACCCUCGAUCCUGUAGCGUGG